Molecule: messenger RNA, 2172 nt
Organism: Gracilinanus agilis (Agile Gracile Mouse Opossum)
Lineage: Eukaryota; Metazoa; Chordata; Mammalia; Didelphimorphia; Didelphidae
Gene: TCF7L2
Product: transcription factor 7 like 2
Exons: 15
Coding region: 279-2165 (628 amino acids)
Biological process (GO): canonical Wnt signaling pathway; regulation of transcription by RNA polymerase II
Cellular component (GO): catenin-TCF7L2 complex; beta-catenin-TCF complex
Molecular function (GO): DNA-binding transcription factor activity, RNA polymerase II-specific; RNA polymerase II cis-regulatory region sequence-specific DNA binding
Source: RefSeq, a predicted model, not a curated record
UUUAUUAUUUUUUUUGCACAUUGAUCGGAUCCUUGGGAGAGAGAGAAAAAAGGAACCCAAACUCACGCGUGCAGAAGGAGAAGAGAUUUCCCCCCCCUCCCCUCCCCUCCUCCCUCUUUUCCCCUCCCCAGGAGAAAAAGACCCCAAAUCAAAAACUUCACCUUGGACUCUUCUUUUUCUUGCAAAUUUUUUUCGCAAAACUUUUUUUUUUGGUAAUUUUCCCCCCGUUUUUCCCCCUUUUAUUUUUCUUCCAAAAUUGCUGCUGGUGGGUGAAAAAAAUGCCGCAGCUGAACGGCGGUGGAGGAGAUGACCUAGGCGCCAACGAUGAGCUGAUCUCCUUCAAAGACGAAGGGGAGCAGGAGGAAAAAAUCUCGGAGAACUCCUCGGCCGAGAGGGAUUUAGCUGAUGUCAAAUCGUCCCUAGUCAAUGAAUCAGAAACGAAUCAAAACAGCUCCUCAGAUUCCGAGGCGGAAAGACGGCCCCCGCCUCGAUCCGAAAGUUUCAGAGAUAAAUCCAGAGAAAGUUUAGAAGAAGCCGCGAAGAGGCAAGAUGGAGGGUUGUUUAAGGGGCCACCGUACCCUGGUUAUCCCUUCAUUAUGAUACCCGACUUGACUAGCCCGUAUCUCCCCAACGGAUCCCUCUCUCCGACGGCAAGAACACUCCAUAUUCAGUCGGGGAGCACACAUUACUCUGCGUACAAAACGAUUGAACACCAGAUUGCAAUUCAGUAUCUCCAGAUGAAAUGGCCACUGCUUGAUGUUCAAGCAGGGAGCUUACAGAGUAGACAAGCCCUCAAGGAUGCAAGGUCUCCGUCUCCAGCACACAUUGUUUCUAACAAAGUGCCCGUUGUGCAGCACCCUCACCAUGUACACCCUCUUACGCCGCUUAUCACAUACAGCAAUGAGCACUUCACCCCAGGAAACCCACCUCCACACUUACCAGCCGACGUAGAUCCCAAAACAGGAAUUCCACGACCUCCACACCCUCCAGAUAUAUCUCCUUAUUACCCGCUAUCGCCUGGCACCGUAGGACAAAUCCCCCAUCCGCUAGGAUGGUUAGUACCACAGCAAGGUCAACCAGUUUACCCAAUCACGACGGGAGGAUUCAGGCAUCCCUACCCAACAGCUCUGACUGUCAACGCUUCCAUGUCAAGGUUUCCUCCUCAUAUGGUCCCACCACAUCAUACUUUACACACAACUGGAAUUCCUCAUCCAGCCAUAGUCACACCAACAGUCAAACAGGAAUCUUCCCAGAGUGAUGUUGGCUCACUCCAUAGCUCGAAACAUCAGGACUCCAAAAAAGAAGAAGAAAAGAAAAAGCCCCACAUAAAGAAACCUCUUAAUGCAUUCAUGUUGUAUAUGAAGGAAAUGAGAGCAAAAGUUGUAGCAGAAUGUACAUUGAAAGAAAGUGCAGCCAUCAACCAGAUCCUUGGUCGAAGGUGGCACGCGUUAUCCAGAGAAGAGCAAGCUAAAUACUACGAGCUCGCAAGAAAGGAACGACAGCUUCACAUGCAACUUUAUCCAGGCUGGUCCGCACGGGAUAACUAUGGGAAGAAGAAGAAGAGGAAAAGGGACAAGCAGCCAGGAGAGACUAAUGAACACAGCGAAUGUUUCCUAAAUCCUUGCCUUUCACUUCCUCCGAUUACAGACCUGAGCGCUCCUAAGAAAUGCCGAGCGCGCUUUGGCCUUGAUCAACAGAAUAACUGGUGCGGUCCCUGCAGGAGAAAAAAAAAGUGCGUUCGCUACAUACAAGGUGAAGGCAGCUGCCUCAGUCCACCCUCUUCAGAUGGAAGCUUAUUAGACUCCCCUCCUUCUUCUCCUAACAUGCUAGGCUCCCCUACCAGAGACUCCAAACCACAGACUGAACAAACCCAACCUCUCUCGCUUACAUUGAAACCCGACUCCCUGGCCCACCUCACGAUGAUGCCGCCGCCACCGCCCUCUCUCCUCUUGGCUGAGAGCGCCCACAGCAAGCCCAGCGCCUUGGCUGUCUCUGCUGCCCACUGUCAGAAUGGGGCCCUGGAUCUGCCGCCUUCCACUUUACAGCCAUCAGCUGCCCCCUCAUCGUCUCUAGCACAGCCGUCGACAUCUUCCUUACAUUCCCACAAUUCUUUGGCUGGGACCCAGCCCCAGCCACUCUCCCUUGUAACCAAGUCUUUAGAAUAGCUUUAGC